ACCAAAGGAAACCUGAAGACACACCUCGGGGUUCACCGAACCAACACGUCCAUUAAGACGCAGCAUUCAUGCCCCAUCUGCCAGAAGAAGUUCACCAACGCUGUGAUGCUGCAGCAGCAUAUUCGCAUGCACAUGGGCGGUCAGAUUCCCAACACACCCCUGCCGGAGAAUCCCUGUGACUUUACGGGUCCUGAGCCGAUGACAGGGGGUGAGAAUGGCAGCACCGGCGCCAUCUGCCGUGACGAUGUCAUCGAAAGUAUCGAUGUAGAGGAAGUUGGCUCCCAGGAGGCUCCCGGCAGCUCCUCGAAGGUCCCCACGCCUCUUCCCAGCAUCCACUCAGCAUCACCCACACUAGGGUUUGCCAUGAUGGCUUCCUUAGAUGCCCCAGGGAAAGUGGGUCCUGCCCCUUUUAACCUGCAGCGCCAGAGCAGCAGAGAAAACGGUUCCGGGGAGAGCGACGGCUUGACCAACGACUCGUCCUCACUGAUGGGAGACCAGGAGUAUCAGAGCCGGAGCCCAGACAUCCUGGAAACCACGUCCUUCCAGGCACUUUCCCCGGCCAAUAGUCAAGCCGAAAGCAUCAAGUCAAAGUCUCCCGAUGGUGGGAGCAAAGCAGAGAGCUCCGAGAACAGCCGCACUGAGAUGGAAGGUCGGAGCAGUCUCCCUUCCACGUUUAUCCGAGCCCAGCCAACCUACGUCAAGGUUGAAGUUCCUGGCACGUUUGUGGGACCCUCAACCUUGUCCGCAGGGAUGACCCCUUUGUUAGCAGCCCAGCCACGCCGACAGGCCAAGCAACAUGGCUGCACACGGUGUGGGAAGAACUUCUCGUCCGCCAGCGCUCUUCAGAUCCACGAGCGGACUCACACUGGAGAGAAGCCUUUUGUGUGCAACAUUUGUGGGCGAGCUUUUACCACCAAAGGGAACUUGAAGGUUCACUACAUGACACACGGAGCAAACAAUAACUCGGCCCGCCGUGGAAGGAAGCUGGCCAUCGAGAACACCAUGGCUCUGUUAGGUACGGACGGAAAAAGAGUCUCGGAAAUGUUUCCCAAGGAAAUCCUGGCCCCUUCCGUGAACGUGGACCCUGUUGUGUGGAACCAGUACACCAGCAUGCUCAACGGCGGUCUGGCCGUGAAGACCAAUGAGAUCUCUGUGAUCCAGAGCGGGGGCGUUCCUACCCUCCCGGUGUCCUUGGGGGCCA
Molecule: messenger RNA, 1201 nt
Organism: Sapajus apella (tufted capuchin)
Lineage: Eukaryota; Metazoa; Chordata; Mammalia; Primates; Cebidae
Product: sal-like protein 4
Exons: 3
Biological process (GO): regulation of transcription by RNA polymerase II
Cellular component (GO): nucleus
Molecular function (GO): DNA-binding transcription factor activity, RNA polymerase II-specific; RNA polymerase II cis-regulatory region sequence-specific DNA binding
Source: RefSeq, a predicted model, not a curated record